AUGUCUGAAUGCGUGUCGGAGUAUAGUCACGUGUUCAACACGUGGGAGGUAUAUCCACGAGUACACCAUUUUCAACAACGAUUCAAGAACCUUUAUCCAAGAUACAAGAAUAUAACAAUUUUACAAGAGAAUCAAAUAUUCGAAGAGGUAGUGAAACAGAGUUAUCAUGAGUGUCACAUUGAAACGUUAUGUUCACGACUUUCCCGUGCUGGAAGUUUAUCCUCGUGUACAUUACUUCUACAGACGGUUUAAAGAUCUACUUACCAGAUACAAACGAGUUGAAGAUGCACUACCAAAAUGUUUUCACGAUGCAAUGUUGAUGUCGGGGCUGGACCAAUUGAAAGAAAAUCUGGAAUGCGGUGUAAGGGUUUACGUGAUAGGACACCAUGAUAUCGAUGACAGUAAGCUGGUGUUCUCUAGCCCUUCUCCCCGAAAUCAAAAGGAAACAUUUGCAGAACCAGGAAUUUCAGUGACUGUAUGGCACAUCAGCCUUGGAAAUUUUGGCAAGAAAGAAUUACAGGACAUCACAUCUCCUUUUAAAACUGUUAGCGCAUAUACGAAAAGGCUAGGAUUGAACGAUAUUAUUUUCAUCAAGUGUGACGUAAGCCAACAGUACUCGAAGGAAGAAAUUACUGAAAUCCGCAACACCAUUUUUGAUGUACUUUACGAUGAUACGUCAGAGAUUCGUUUUCACCCAAAAGACAUUUUAAUCGACUAUGAUGAUAGUGACCUGAAUACAGAGAUCUCCGACAAGCUAGAGGAAAUUAUUGCUGAUGGCUUCUCGAAUAUAUAUUCCAAUCUUAAGAGGUUCGAGUCUGUAACCAGUGAAAGUAGUUUAGAAAACACGAAUGUACUGGAGAUCGACACAGUAGUUGUGUCUAUAAAGGAGUUUCUUCGAAGUGCUCGUAAUAUUGUAGAAGUAGAGGUGACUGAAGAAACAGAAGAAAAGGCAUGUGGUGAAAUUCUUCAACAUCUGCUCCACUCUUUGUGUCAUGUGAUUAAAUGCACACUAGUAAAUCCCUUAGCAAAAAAGAUUGGCCUCAAGACGUGGAUAUGCAAUGGUCUGCUGCAUGAGAUACAAUUCGAGGAAGCUUUGGUCGAAGCUGUCUCAAGAAAUACACGACAUCAUUUAAGAAAGCUGGCAUCAGCUACGUAUAAAGCUAGAUGCGAUGGAAUCAGAUUUACCCGGAAAUGUUACAUAUUCGAUUUCAUUUGUUUCCUUCUACAAACAGAAAUGAAACCUGUCGUUGAAAAAGCUGAAAAGAAACUUAUUUCAAUGCAGCGCGUUUCAACAGUCAUCCGGAGAAUGGCAUUCGAAACAUAUGGCUACUUGAGACAGACAAAUAUUGACAGUCCUGAGCAAACUAACCUUGCGCCGGCGAAGUUUCCUGACGUACUUAGAAAGGAUUUAUUACAUAUUCCAGGGGUGUAUGGUUUAGGUACCAUAUACGGUGAGCUUGAGAUUCAUCUAGAUAGAGAAACAAUGAAAACCUCGACAGAUUCUUCUAGCGGUACAGAAGAACAACCAUCUAAAUCAAAAGAUGAUGCAGACGCAAAAAAACAGCCCUGUUCAGAAGUAUUUGACAAAAAACAAACAACAAGACUGAAGUCAGACAUUGCCAAAACAUUGCAUAAACAUCAGUAUCGCAGUCGAUACUCGAUCAAAUAUGUCCAAAAUAAACCUAGAGAAGCGGCUGCUAAUUAUGAGCCUAGUGAUAAAUUGCUUCGUCAAGGAAGAAAGGGAUUUGGGACUCUUGGAGGAUUUAUCUGUAGUGCAGAUGGAAAACUCUACGGCCUUACAUGUGGUCAUGUUGUCGGCGAAAAUAUAGACAUCUUAAUCGAUAAAAGCGAACAAGAGCUAUUAAGCAGCUGUUCAAAAGCAGUCAUUCAUGGUGAUGGGCAUCUUAAACAUAUAGAUAUUGCUGCUUUGGAGAUACUUCCUUCGUUACAAUCUGAAUGUAAAAGAUCUUUAGAAAGAAGUUCUGAGCGCAUAACAAAAGUCAAACUGGCUGAAGACCAUCCGGAACAAAUGAUCGGAAACACUGUUUACAAGUUUGGUGCAGCAACUGGCAGAACCACCGGUUUUAUCGUCUCAAUAGAUUACAGCGUAUUAGGUAUGGAUACUAAAGACUAUUUAGUCAUGAUAGACACAGUUCCUGACAUUCCAAGUGGUUUCAGCGAAGACUUCAGCUCUCUAACCACUAAGGAGGACGAUCGACCGCCCCAAACUCUUGAAGAAGAAGAAGGAAAUAAUACGGCUAUGGAAACUGAUAACACAACGCUGAAUGAAACAUCAAAAGAUGAGGCACGUAGUGAUGCAGAUGCUGAUGAAGAGAAAAUGGACAUGGAGUUUUGUUCAAGUCCAUCACAAAGCAAUUAUGAUAACAGUUCAUUAGAGCAAGGUUGUUCCGCAAACAAAAAGAUAAAAUUGGAUGGCGGAAAAUCAUCUGAGACUAAAAUGAAAUAUUGUGAGGGCAAUAAUACGCUUGUCCAAAAGAACGGAAAUUCUGGCAUUGAAGGAGAAAGUUUUCUACAGGUUAGAGGUACAAACGGUGCUGAUGAGGAACAAAAGAAAGACAUACAUUUAUCUCUUCGUGAAAAUGUAAAUAACCGACUUGGAAGUGACGCAAUUUUCCGUCAUCCUCUCGUAUAUGUUCGACGCAAUACUUGCAAUCUAGGAUCUGCUUCAUCGGAUUCAAAUGAAUAUGGAACACCCGAUGAAGUGUUUGCAAAGGGAGGAGACAGUGGCUCAAUUAUAUGUGUACCUGAACCAACUCGUAGCAAACUUGAUUGUUUAGCUUUGUCGAUGCUUUUUGCUGGUGACUUUAAGAUUGAUGGUGAUGAAAGUCUGAAAUGCUUGUCAUUCAAAUUGAAUGUAGGCUUGCAUGCGCUGAUGCAAAGGCAUCAUUUGGACUUUUGAAUGUUAACAGUAAGAUACAGGAUAUGUCGUAAUUAAACGUUACGGCAAAUCAUCAAUGGUUAUUCAUUGAAAUACAUCUCUAACAGCCUUACCAUGUUUUCAAAGCUAACAGAAACAGAUACAUGUAUCAUUAAAGAAAAAAAAUAAAUGAGAGAAAAAGUUCUUCGACUGACACAGUUAUGAUGAAAAGGAAAACAAAUAUAAUGACAAUAACAAAAGUGAUGUGUAAAACAGGGGAUUUAAAUUGUAAAUACCGGUAUAUGAUAAUAAUAUACACAGUGAGCUAGUUCUUGGAAAAAAUAAUUUGUUAAAUCUGUUCCCUAGGAGCUUAUAAAGAAUGCUCUAUAAGUAAAUAUGAAAAUUGCAAUCAAAACUUAAAGGGAGACAAUAAAGGUUGAAAAUUUAAAAUAGAUAUUAUUGUUAGGAAUAUGCGAGUCAAAAUACAAAUGAUUCAGUGCACUAAGGUCAUAAAUCUAUAUAUUAGGUGAUAACAUUGGGCCAAUGUAUGAUUUAUUCCAACUGUAUUUUCAAGACGGAUAAAACUAUAUAUUAAGCAGAAGUUUUGGAGCAUAUAUGAUGAAUUAAUCCAUUGUUUACAUUUACAGAUGCGAAAUAACUGAAACCAUAGAGUUGUAUAUCUUCAAUAUGUUUUGUUCCGCUGUAUCAUAUCAUGUGUUAUAUGAUUUUAAAUUGUUGAUAUACCGUGCCAUUGUUACAAAUGUAUUCACAUUUUGCCCAUUUAGUGGCGCUAUACAUUAAGGGACAGUUGUUUGAAUUACAAAGUUAAUCAACAGAUCUGUCUUUUCCAAUGCUGAAUUUGUUUUGAUAGCUUAAAAAGAGAAGAAGCCAUUAGCUCUCUCUUUAUACAAAGUUUCUCAAUGCAACACUUUUGCAAUCAGUAUGUUGAUAUGUUAGAAACAGUGCUAAAAAUUGAUCAUUUUUUUUACAAAACCUUCUAUGGUACAUAAUUGUACCGAAAUAUAUUUUAAUUAUAAUUAUCAUAUAUAUAAUGUACAAUUAGUAUUAAACAUGGACAAUCACAUUUUAGCAAUAUACUGUGACAUAUUUCAGUAUUUUUAUAUAUCAUGUUAGAGACCAAAAAAUAAGGACCAAAAAAUAAACUGUUACAUUUAGUUAGAUAUCUAUUGGAAAUACAUAUUUUAUUAAUUUUUAAUGAAAUUUUGUAAUUAUCUUCCUUUGAUACAUGGGUUUUCAAAACAGUUUCUUUUUAUUUCAAUAUAAUUUCAAUUUUUACAUUUGCAUUAGAUGGAUAUUUGGGUAAAUUAACUACCUGACACAAAAGGCGAGUUUUAAAAGAGAAAUCAUCUAUAUUCAAUCUAUCUUGGUUACGCAACCAAGAUAGACAAAGGGAGGUAAUAAUAUCUUUAUAAACCAUUUUGUCUCAUGCGUUUUGGCAAAAUAUAUACCUGUCCAUGCAACUUUUUGACAACUUUAAUUCAAAAGUGCUUAUAUUCAUAUUAUUCAUUCGGCAAAAUAUGUUCGUUGAAUUCAUAUGUAUGCUAAAACUAACGCUUGGUUGGGCAACUAGGAUACACAAAUUAAAUUUUGAAAAUACUUUCAAUAAAAACCUGGCGUGUAUUAAGAACUUGGUGAACACAAUUAAGAGUAAACUAACAGUAAGUAAAGUUUCGAAGAAAUCCUUUGGUGGGUCAAAAUCUGAUUAACAACCUUUAACGUUUCUUAGUCUCCUUUCAGCAAGGCUUAAGAGCCUCUUUUAGAAUUUAUUUUAUAAUAUGAAGCGGAUUUUUUUUUUGUCACUUCCUAUCUAUAAAAAACAUUUUAACACGGUGUAAUCUGUUUUCAUCUCAUCGUCUUUGUAUCUAAACCAGUAGGCUGAAUCAGCCUGUUAGAAUACCCAUAAAUAUUUAUAUACACUAUUAUGUUAUAUAUCUAUAGAACCAAAAAGAACGUUGAUUUUCGUAUAAACAACAUCAGCGCCACAAUAUCAAACGGUGACCCUUCCUGUCAGAUUGCGCGUACAGUCUCGCUGCGUUUACGAAGCAACAGAACCAAAACGGGUCCAUUCGAAAAGUAUCAAAAGUGCAAACAUCUUUAAAGACAGCUGUUUUAUCUGUCAUUAACCUAAGAUUUAAAGCAUUAUGGAUCUUUAAGAAAAUAUGAAUGUUAUGCACACGAUUGGUAUACUUAAACCUAAGGAAAAACGGCUAAUUAUAGGUUUCGUGUUGUAUUAUACGAAUAUGAUCAUUUGUUUAUUGUUUUAUGAUUGUAUAUUCACUAUUGCCAUGCGUUCAUACUGUAUAUGUUGAAUAUUUACUAACUUGAGGUUGAAUGAAAAUAAUACUUUUCAACAAUCUUUU
Molecule: messenger RNA, 5259 nt
Organism: Mercenaria mercenaria
Lineage: Eukaryota; Metazoa; Mollusca; Bivalvia; Venerida; Veneridae
Exons: 7
Coding region: 167-2920 (917 amino acids)
Source: RefSeq, a predicted model, not a curated record